Molecule: messenger RNA, 1386 nt
Organism: Seminavis robusta
Lineage: Eukaryota; Bacillariophyta; Bacillariophyceae; Naviculales; Naviculaceae
Source: the annotation of a GenBank genome assembly
AUGAGCUCUACUACGUCGUCUCCCUUGUCCAUUCGAAAACUUGGCCUGUGGCUGGCCCUUGCCAUGUUUCUAAAAUCCGAAUCUAUAUCCGCCGCCUUUCAACAACGAAUGCCAUUUGUGGUGGUUUCUACCAGCAGCAGGAGAAUACAUAUACUAAUACGAGACCCCAUUGUGUUUGGCAAAUUCUACUCGACCUUUGGUGGAAGUGACGACCUUCCUCCUGACGACAACGGCGACAACAACAACAAUGGUGACAGCAGUGGCAGCUUUGGCGAUUUCUUGAACCAACGAGGAGAAUCGGAAAAUCUACGUCGCGCCCGAGAAGAACUGAGUGAACAGAGUUUACCGUUGUCGUUUGAUGAGAGUUUGGACGAACCAAACGACUUGACAGAAAACUCCUCGGCACUGGUGGGUCCGAGUAGUAGUAGUAGUAGCAAUGGAUAUUCGUCUCCCAAUCCAGGACAGUUUUUGGAUGGACCCUCCCAAGAGGCAUUGGCCAAUAAUGCGUACAUGCAAGUCGUGUCCAAAAUUGCUCCUUCCGAACUGAUAUCCAAAUUUACCACAACGGCAAGUCCUCGAGUACAAGAUGCUGUACGAAAUACCGUGCUAGGAUUGAUUGGGAGUCUUCCCAAAAUGGCAUUUGACACGACAACCAUCACCACUGGAGCUAGGCUGGCAUCGCUCAUGUUUCAGUUGCAGAUGACAGGAUACAUGUUCAAGAAUGCCGACUAUCGUCUUAGCUUAUCGAAUGCCUUGAAAAUGGGAAUGGAAACAAACAAUUAUCGGCUUCCUGGUGGAACAACCCUUGAUGAUGACGACGAGGAUGAUGAUGAUGACUCGGAGGAUACUAGCCCCAGUAUUCCUACCGAUGGCAAAGUCAAGGGAAAGCUCAAGUUGAGUGCCGGAGGUAAGCUGUCCAUGGAAAAUGAAAGUAAUGAAGGAAACUCCACCUCCACGGUCGAAAUAGAAGUCGAUGCCGCCGCCUACAUGACCGAAUUGCGCUCCGAAGUCAAGACACUGCGAGAUGAACUCACGCGGACACAGCAAUCCAAAGAAGACCAGCUUCGCAAGGAUUUGCUUCUCUAUAUAAGAACAUUGCCAGAACAAGAGCUUCGGUCUCUGACCAACACCAUGAGUCAAGAUGUAUUGGUAUCCAUGAAAGGACUGGUCAAUGCCGUCAUGGCGGGCAUUGGGGAUGGACAAAUCACGCCGGAUACCGUGACCGAGCAAAGUGGAGAAGCCAUGGCACAGCUGUGCAUGUGGCAACUCGUCAUGGGAUACAACCUCCGGGAGCUGGAAGUGCGAGAAGAAAUGAAAAAGAGUUUAGGUUCGACCGAUGAUGCUGAUGGAGGUGUGGACUUGUCGGAACCGGGGACAUUGGAAUAG